UAUGGGUGCUGUUUCGAGUAGCGUGAUCAAGUUCCACAAUCUCCCCAAACUGAAAAGAAGCAGGGCUAGGGCCAUAGCCCCCUUGACCAAGAAGCCGGAAGAAACCGGGAAGGAAUACUGCGGCUUGUGCUGUAUGGUUUUUCCCAGUUGUCAGCGUUUUAGUGACAUCCACUGCUUCCUGGUUUUCCUCUACAUGCUGCUGGUCUCUCAGGGUAUGGUGUUUGGUCUUGUAGAUGUGAGCAUUGACACGUUUCAGAGGGGCAGUGGUCUGAAAACCAUUGAGAGUAUGUUGUUGUCAUCGAGUUAUGAUAUUUCAUCUUGCCUGGUAGUAGUGUUUGUAGCGUAUUAUGGAGGGAGAGGAAACAUUCUAAAAUGGAUUAUAGUUUCCUCCUUUUUAGUAGGAUUUGGAUCACUUUUAUUUGCUUUUCCAUACUUCCAUGGUGAAGAUUAUCAAUUGGACAUAGAAACUGAAGAUAUUUGCGAAGAAACGAAGAGUCUCAAAGCUUGCAAGAAAUCCUUUUCAUUCUACUCAAAAUAUGUAACUUUCUUCAUGCUUGGGCAGACUGUGCAGGGAAUAGCAGGAAUGCCUCUUUAUAUCCUUACAGUAACCUUUCUUGAUGACAGCAUUUCCAGACACUCAAUUGGUAUUUAUCUAGGCAUACUGGAAGCUUCAGUAACAAUUGGAUAUGCUUUGGGUUAUGCGAUAGCAGCACCACUGGUUACCACCCCUGAGAGGAGUACUUCUAAUAAAGAAGUUGAUGGCGGUUUUUUUUAUGAACACUGGUUGCGUACUUGGUGGAUUCGCUUUGUUUUGGUCACAGUUAUAGCAUGGUCUACAUUAAUAGCAUUUUCAUGCUUUCCACGGCAUAUACAAGGUAUAUCAAGGAUAAAAUCUGGGAAACACAAAAAUCCUACUUUCAUGGACAAAAAGUAUAAAGAUCAAGAAUUUGGAACUAGUAUCGGUGAUUUAUUUGCUUCUAUUUGGAUUCUGAUGAAGACUCCAAUGUUUGUAUGUCUAGCUCUGACCAGAGCUUCAGAAUCUUUACUUACAAUUGGAGCUUCUGAAUAUUUGCCUAAAUAUAUAGAAAAUCAGUUUAUAUUAACACCUAGCCAGGCAACUACACUUUCAGGACUUGUUUUAAUUCCAGGAGGUGCUUUUGGCCAGCUUCUGGGAGGUGUCAUUGCUUCCAAGUUACAUAUGUACUGUAAAGGCCUUAUGAGAUUUACAAUUGUUACAUCUACUAUAUCACUUGUACUGGUUAUGUUUACAGUUUUUGUACGCUGUAAACCAAUACCAUUUGCUGGAAUCAAUGAAGAUUAUAAUGGAACAGGGCAGUUGGGAAACCUGACAGCUCCUUGCAAUUCUCAUUGUAGAUGCUCAUCUUCAUUUUAUUUUGCUGUAUGUGGAAGAGAUGAUAUUGGAUAUUUUUCUCCUUGCUUUGCAGGCUGUAAUCAAUCUAAAACAUUUCAAGAUGAGAAGAGAUAUUUCAAUUGUUCUUGCAUUGAUGAAGGAAUAACAAUGUCAGAUGAGCAAGGUGAUUUUAUUGAUGCCAGACCUGGGACAUGUAAAUCAGGUUGCUAUAAAUUACCUAUGUUCAUUGUUUUUGUCUUUUCUACGAUUGUAUUUGCUGGUUUUUCUGGUAUACCGAACAUGCUGACCAUCCUUCGGAUUGUAUCUGAGAAACAACGUUCUCUGGCCAUGGGUUUGACCUAUGUGAUUUUGAGAGUAUUUGGGACUAUUCCUGGACCAAUAACUUUUAAAAUGGUAGGAGAAAGUUCUUGUACCUUUCGGGAUAGUGGACACUGUGGAAGCACCGGAAGUUGUUGGAUCUAUAACCCGAAAAAAAUGGCCCACCUAUUUUUAGGAAUAUGUUUUUUUUGCAAACUAUCCACCAUCUUCUUCACUGCUAUUGCAUUUGCCCUUUACAAACAUUUAGUAAAGGAAAACAGUGAUAUCUUAACUCCAACUGCAAAGAACCCAAAAGAAAAAGAAAAAGAAAAAAAUAAAUCUGAUUUAUAACUGGAUCAUCAUUGUCAGGAUUGCAGAACAUCUGAGGAUCAGAGUGUGAAAACAGGAGUUUCUCCUUCAAAGAUUCUACAAAAUGUGUUGCUGUACUUCACAUUCAAAAAGAAAAAUCAGACAUAAUAUUUACCUAAGUAGUAUCUAUAGAAAUCUUUCUUCUCAGAAUAAAGUAUUUUCUUAUGAAACA
Eptesicus fuscus (big brown bat) is the source of this 2210-nucleotide messenger RNA. It is a transcript of the gene SLCO6A1, whose product is annotated as solute carrier organic anion transporter family member 6A1. NCBI's taxonomy places the organism in Eukaryota, Metazoa, Chordata, Mammalia, Chiroptera, Vespertilionidae. Gene Ontology annotation, biological process: sodium-independent organic anion transport; transmembrane transport. Gene Ontology annotation, molecular function: protein binding. The transcript has 14 exons. The coding region runs from base 2 to 2020 and encodes 672 amino acids. Gene Ontology annotation, cellular component: membrane. The record is from RefSeq and is a predicted model, not a curated record.